GCUCGGGCCGGUUUAGCGCUGAGGUUUGGUUUGUUUUGCAGGCGGAGGGUGCCGGUUGGUUAGUCACUAGCCAAUCGCAGCGCUGGCUGAGCAGAGCCUGGGCCGCUGAUAGGGCGGUGUUCCGCCCCCUACCCCUGAGCCUGACGGGCUCGGAGCGCUGUUGUUGCGCUGGGGCCACCCCCUAGCUCGAGGAUGCGGCUGCGCUCGGGGGUCUUCGCCGCCGGCUGCCUCCUGGUGCAGGCGCUCGGGGUCGGGCUGUUCCUCCGGGGCUUCUUCCCGGUGCCUGUGAGAUCCCUGCCCCGGAGAGAGGCCCGCGGGGCCCCGCCCGCUGAGCCGCCCCAGCCCGGAGCAGGAGUGACUUCUAAUUGGACCAAGAUUCCAUCACCUCUUUUCAAAAAAGUGGUCAUUGUGUUGAUAGAUGCUUUGAGAGAUGAUUUCGUGUUUGGAUCAAAGGGUAAACAGUUCAUGCCCUACACUACAGAACUUGUUGAAAAAGGAACAUGCCACAGUUUCAUUGCUGAAGCAAAGCCACCCACUGUCACCAUGCCUCGAAUUAAGGCUUUGAUGACUGGUAGCAUACCUGGCUUCAUUGAUGUUAUCAUGAACCUUAAUUCUCCAGCACUCUUGGAAGACAACCUGAUAUGGCAGGCAAAAACAGCUGGGAAAAGAAUAGUCUUUUAUGGUGAUGACACUUGGGUUAAACUGUUUCCAAAGCAUUUUGUGGAAUAUGAUGGAACAACAUCAUUUUUUGUGUCAGAUUAUACUGAGGUUGAUGAUAAUGUUACCAGGCAUUUGGACGGUGUCUUAAAAAGAGAAGACUGGGAUAUACUAAUACUUCACUACCUAGGAUUGGACCAUAUUGGUCAUCUGACUGGACCAAACAGCCCUUUGGUGGGACCAAAGCUUUAUGAAAUGGAUAACAUCCUCAAGAAGAUUCACACUUCACUCCUCUCAAAGGAAAGAGAGUCGUCUUUGCCCAACUUACUUAUUGUGUGUGGUGAUCAUGGGAUGUCCGAAACAGGCAGUCAUGGAGGUUCCUCAGAGGAAGAAGUUCACACACCUCUGCUAUUUAUCAGCUCUGCUUUUGAAAAGAGAAAUGGCCCUUUAAAACAGCCAGAACUUGUGCAACAGACGGAUUUAGCUGCUACGUUGGCAAUAGGUCUUGGCCUGCCAAUUUCAAGAAAUAGUGUUGGGAAUAUUAUACUUUCUGUUAUAGAAGGGAAAACAAUGAGAGAACAACUAAGGUUCUUGCAUUUAAAUGGGUUCCAGCUUAGCAGACUCCUUCAGGAGAACAUGCCUACAUAUGAAAAAGAUCCUGGAUUUGAGCAUUUUAAGAUAGCAGAAAAAUCCCAUGGGAAUUGGAUCAAGCUCUAUCUAGAGGGAAAUAAUUCAGAAGUCCUCUUAAACCUUGGCAAAAAGGUCCUUAAGCAAUAUUUAGAGGCUCUGAAGAUCUUGAGUUCUUCACUGAGCAAGCAAGUGGCACAAUACGACAUGUAUUCAAUGACGGUGGGGACUGUGAUAGUCCUGGAGGUUCUACUUCUGCUUUUGCUCAGCAUGUCGAAAGCACUGAGCAGCAGGGCUGAAUUUGAAGUGCCACUCUCACCUCCGCUGUUUUCUCUGCUGUUUUACUUGAUGUGCCUGAUGCUCUGUGCAGUUCAUGUAAUUGUAUGCACAUCAGCAGAAAGCUUAUGCUAUUUCUGCAGUAUAUCAUGGUUAACGGCAGUUGGAGUGAUGAUGCUGAUUUCUGCACUUAUGUGUGUAAUUUUAUCCGCCUUUGGAAAGAUGAUUGAGAAUCCCAAACUUCCAGCUAAGGUAGUAUGAAUGAGAUGGUGAAGUGAUUUGGUAGCUUUGAAAUGUGAUCCCAGCAUUCUGGAAAAACCUUACUGGGAACCUUGUAAUCAAUGCUGUUCCAUCACAUGGAAGGUAGCACACUUGGAAAUCAAGAUUAGCUCACUUUGUGUCCAAAUGAGCAGAAGCCAAGAAAAUGACUUCAGGAAUGUUAGACUCUUUACCAGCAUCCCCCAAAUCGUAUAAUUUCUAGUCUGAAAAGUGAGUGUGUAAAAAUUACUUAUGUAUUUAGUCACUGAUAUUUACUUUAGUGUAAAAAUAACUCUUUAUUGUAUGAUCAGCCCUCCAAAAGCUGCACAGCUUUGUGAGUGAACUGUAUUUUUCUGCCCCACAUGUUAACAGAAAUGUUAAUUUCAAUUGCAAGGGCCUGUGCAUUCCCAUUGUCUAAUUAUGUCCUAGUUACACUGAUUAACCCAAUGGUGGCAAGAGAAUUGCAUCAAGAACUUAUUUGGGCUGCAAAAUUUUUACUACUCGUGGUGACGCACAAACUAGAAAGAACCCAACUUGACUUGCAGAUACUAGGUUGGUUUUGCAAGCCUGCUGCUUAGAAAAUCCAUAUUUAUAAAUUAAGGAUUCCAUAUACAAUUUGCUUGAUACAAUGAGGGUGUCAGUCCUUUAAGGUGUUGAGUACCAGCAAUGACUAGAAAAUUAAUGGGGGUUGAAGAGGCUCAAGAGCUUGAAGGAGUGAGCCCUAACCAUGGUACCCCACAAUGCUUUUACAAAAUCCAUUUCAGGGUAGUUCUCACUAAGUCAGCUACUGACACAGAAAUCUAAAUUUCGUGUUCCAUGAGACAAGUCGUAGCUAACCUUUAAUGAUGACAUUCAGUAAUGAGGCACAGAUUUAUUUUGUACGUGCUUUCUGUGUGAGGGAAUGAUCACUGAAUGUGUCCCUCUCUCAGGAACCAUAGAGUUGUGUGUGUAUGGGGGGACUGUCGGCGGGAGCAGGAGGAGAAAACAUGGUUAUUGUUAUGGAGGUGAGGAGGAUAUGCCCUUAGGGGAACAGGUCCAUUUGUCAGUGAUGCAUAAAGAACCCUGUUUGCUGAUUCUGGUGAGGUAGGUGAACUUCUGUUGUAUUCGGUUAGUUCCAUUAGCUUCCCGUUUAACCAUUCCUGCCAUUUAAACAACAAAACAUAUACCAAAGCUUUGUCAAUUCACCAUAUUUAUUUAUAUAUUAUGUCCCUAUCCUCUACUCCAUUUUGACUUCUAGGUUGUAAGCCUUCGAGAACAGGGAUUGUCUUACGUAAAUCUGUACAGUGCCCGGCACAAUGGGGCUCCAGUCCUGAUUGGCAUCUUGAAGCCCUACCAUAAUGUUUAUUAACAGUCAGAAAAGCCACAACAAUGCAACCAGGAUUAAUAUCAGUCCUGAUAAAUCUAUUUUUCUUACUGUUUUCUAGACUUUGAGAGUGCAUGAGACUUGCUGAUGUGCAGAGGGAUUGUUUGGUUACUAGUGUAAUUCUGCUGAAGUAAUUGUCUCUGCAACAGGAAUAUUAAGCUGUCACACUAAGCUGCUGCACUGAAACUGUAUUGACAUGGGCAUAGAAAUGGAGCAAGUUUGGAGAAACACCAGAAACUUUCCCAUUAGUUUGAUUGCCCCCAUAAAGUUCUUUCAUGAUUUCCCCAGUGACUUACAUUUCAAUUGUUUCCAAUUUAUGAAGUUUACUGCUGUGUCUAGGGCCCCUGGGUUGGUGCUGAUAACCAUAAGGUACGAGAUAUAUAUUUCUGUAAGAGGAAGUGUUAAAUCUUUAAAAGAAGACACAUAAAUUGUCUGAUAGGAGGGUGAGGGGAUCUGAGAUUCCUGUAGCUUCUGGAGGCACAGGUUGGCUACACUAGUCCCUUAAAUGCAGAACUUAGAGUACAGAAGUGAAUGCAGUGGAGUUGCUGUGACUUAAAUCUCCUGUGGUCUAAUGGCAUGCUUAUGCACAUUUCGGUCUCAAUACAUUUUCACUCUUUUUGGGUCUCUCUGCUGAGACUGUUAAACAAGAGGUUAAUGCUAAUGCUGGUGGUUCCUGUGAUGUAACCUAGUCUGUUAACUGGAAUGAGUAAGUAUUAGUACAUAAUCCACCAAACAGGCUUCAGAUGAUAAGAAGUUUAGAUCACUGACUUGGGAUGUAUUUCAUCUGGAAACUCUCAUUCAGCUGAAAUUUCAAUUCUGUAUCAUCACAUUCUGUAAUUUUAAUUUGUAAAUGCAGAGGUUUUGGUGUAAUGUGCUCCUUUACCUCUAACCAUACACACACAGGGUCCAUGCUGUUAGUAUGAAUUAAUAAUAUCUAAUACUUACUUCAGGUACACCACCUGCCCUGUUUACUCAGCUCACGAACUCCAGGCGGUGAAUAACAGACUACAUUUAGACUUUGCACAGCUUGGUUCCCACAAAUCAAAACUCCAGAUUAGUCUUAAUUAGAUGCUGAAGCUAAACUUGUUUAUUACCUGAUUAUAUGUAGGUUUAAUUUUUGGGUGAAAAUGCAUAACUUGUUAGCAAAUCUUACAAGGUAAGCCAAUGUUUCGGAGUUUGCAUUGGAAAACAUGGAGAUAGUCAACAUCCUGAGAGUUAAAAAUCUGAUAUAUAUGGUCUAUAUAUAUGCAGGAGUGAAAUCAGGAAGGCCAAAUCACACCUGGAGUUGCAGCUAGCAAGAGAUGUUAAGAGUAACAAGAAGGG
This is a messenger RNA of Chelonia mydas (Green sea turtle), 4504 nucleotides long. It is a transcript of the gene PIGG, whose product is annotated as phosphatidylinositol glycan anchor biosynthesis class G. Gene Ontology annotation, cellular component: endoplasmic reticulum membrane. Gene Ontology annotation, biological process: GPI anchor biosynthetic process. Lineage: Eukaryota; Metazoa; Chordata; Testudines; Cheloniidae. Bases 193 to 1821 code for a protein of 542 amino acids. The record is from RefSeq and is a predicted model, not a curated record. The transcript has 9 exons.